Molecule: messenger RNA, 2658 nt
Organism: Metopolophium dirhodum (rose-grain aphid)
Lineage: Eukaryota; Metazoa; Arthropoda; Insecta; Hemiptera; Aphididae
Product: alpha-(1,6)-fucosyltransferase-like
Exons: 9
Coding region: 1130-2608 (492 amino acids)
Biological process (GO): protein N-linked glycosylation
Molecular function (GO): protein binding; alpha-(1->6)-fucosyltransferase activity
Source: RefSeq, a predicted model, not a curated record
UUUCCAAUAUUCGUUGAGGUAGUUGACACAGCCAAGUGCACCGAUGGCCUGAACACACUAAAGUGCUUGGGGUACACUAAAACGGAUAUACACCUAUAUAGCACAUAUUCUAUGUUUGUUAAUUUUUUCCCGGGCAAAGACUGAAUAAACAUAUAACACAUUUGUGCACUUUUAAAUAUAUUAGUUUUAUACUUAUAGGUACACGCCAAUUGAAUAAAUAUAAAAAAUAAUAAAUAACUUGAUCCGUGAUGAUUCUAUGUUUUGCAGAUUAUUCACAUCGUAUUAUUGUCGUUGCCAUAAACGGAGAUAAAUUCGGAUAGUAAAGAUAUCGUUUUUCCUCAGUAGAAUUGCUAUACAUAUUGUAGGUAUAGACGGGAUUAAACAAAACACGGUACCAGCCCGAUAGUUAUCGAUAAGAAAUUUUUAAUAAUAUGCUUGGAAUUCAUGAUAUGUGAUUUUGUGGGCCUUUUCUGAUAGAAUAUAAUAUAUACCUGUCACAUCAAUAUUUGAUUAUCUCAGCUCAUUUUGGCAAGCCAGAACAUUAUUAAAUAUGUUACUUUCAUAGUUUCAUAUAACAGAUAGCGUUAAAUAAAAUUAUUAUUUACUCAAAUUCGUUUUCAAUGAAUUGUGUAUAUGUUACAGGUGUGCCGGUUAUCCUAUGAAAUUAUGAACAGCCUCCAACCAGAUGCAUCAGCCAAGUUCACUUCCUUAGAUGACACAUUUUAUUUUAGUGGUCAAGUGCACAUACUGAAUGUAGCUUUAAUAUCUCAUGAAUCAGAAUGAUCGGAAGAGAUAGACCUAGAAGUAGGUGACGAGAUCGAAGUAGCUAGAAAUCAUUGGAACGGUUAUUCAAAGGAGUCAAAUUUGAGAACAAAAAUUUAUACACGGUCAUGAAAUCAACCAUGAAUAUUAUGAAGAUAAUCAAAUGUUACCUUUAGUUUUGGAAGCGAAUAUUUCUAUUCUCAUUACUUGUAUUGGUCGUUUUAUUUUAUGCGACCUGUAAAUUCAAACGCGAAAAACACGUCGACGAUGAUCUUAAACAAAAGCUUUCCAUAGCACUUCAACAUCUCGACGAGGAGCACAGAACCAACAUCGAACUGACAGAAAUAAGGAACAACCUAAGUCAAAAAUGAAGAACAAAAAUAAAACGUUAUACCCACCGUCUGAAGAGUACGAGUUGUUGCGUCGCCGUAUUUAUUCAAACACGAAAGAAGUUUGGUAUUACGUCAGUUCUACAUUACGAUCGUUGGCCAACGAAUUCGUUGAUUUGAAACCGAAAGUUUCUGAUAUGAAAACAACGGUCGACGAACACUAUAGAUCGUUAUUGAGAGAUGUCACCAAGCUGGCCGAUGUCGACGGUUAUUCACAGUGGAGGUUGAAAGAGUUUGGCUCUUUGAGUAGACUGGUCGAAAAGAGACUUCAACAUACGCAGAAUCCACCCGACUGUUCCAAAGCUAAAAAACUCUUGUGCAAUUUAUUUAACCAUUGUCCCCAUGAUAAAAACUGUUGUGGCUAUGGAUGUCGCGUACACCAUUUCGUCAAGUGCUUGAUUGUCGCCUACGCUACCGAAAGGACAAUGAUUAUAGACAAUCCUAAAAAAUGGAAGUUUACUAGCCGUGGUUUUGAAAAUGUAUUUUUACCACUUAGUGACACGUGUACAUCAAAAGAUGGUGAAACGGUUGCGCUUUGGCCAGGUAAUGAAACCACUCAAGUCAUAAAUUAUAUUGUGCCCACACCCGAAUCAACUCCCAAACAAUUUCAUCCUCCUUACAUUCCGGUCGUGUUGCCCGAGGACUUAGCUGGACGAAUAAACAUAUUGCACGGCGAUCCCGCUGUAUGGUGGAUAGGCCAGUUCUUCAAAUACAUCUUCCGUCCGCAACCAUCCACUACCAUUGCGUUUAACGAGUUUGCCAAGCGUGUACAUUUCCAAAAGCCAAUUGUCGGAUUGCAUGUCAGAAGAACGGACAAACUCAUCGGAGAGGCUUCGUUGCACAGACUCGAAGAGUAUAUGUACCACGUUGAAGAAUAUUACAAGCUCAAAGAAUUGGACGGCGUAUACGACACGAAACGCAUUUAUUUGGCCACUGACGAGCCAACAUUGUUUGAUGAAGCUAGACUCAAAUAUCCCAAGUACGAUAUUAUCGGUGAUCCAGAAAUAUCCAAAUCUGCAGCGUCUCUUCGAAAGCGUGAGUUGGACGAUUCGAUUAUGGAUAUCAUCACCGACGUAUAUUUUCUGUCUCAUCACUGUGACUACUUAGUUUGUACUUUUUCGUCAAAUGUGUGCCGGUUAUCCUAUGAAAUUAUGAACAGCCUCCAACCAGAUGCAUCAGCCAAGUUCACUUCCUUAGAUGACACAUUUUAUUUUAGUGGUCAAGUUCACAGACUGAAUGAAGCUUUAAUAUCUCAUAAAUCAGAAGGACCGGAAGAAAUGGAUCUAGAAGUAGGUGACGAGAUUGAAGUAGCCGGAAAUCAUUGGGAUGGUUAUUCAAAGGGGACAAAUUUGAGGACAAAGAAAACACUAUUAUAUCCUACUUUUAAGGUAACAACAAAAAUUGAAGUUUUGGCUUUUGCUAGCUAUGCAAAUAUUACUUCAAAUACUUGGACUUAGAAAGAAGAAAUGUAUAAAAACAGUAUUUCUACUUAUCACUUAAAUGUUAU